AUGUCUUUCCUCGGGACAUCUCGGACUUGCCAGGCAAGCAGGGCUUGCCCAUAUUAUAUCCGAAGCUUCCAAUCACAGAAACGUCACUUCAGCCGGACACCAUCUGUUGCCGCACCUCUCACCGCGGAGGAAGUCCAAGGCGCUCACAACUACUGCAUUGGUCUACUAUCAAAAUAUGACCGCCCCUCCUAUACACUGAGCACCUUCAUCCCACGCCAUGCCCAAUCCUUCUAUAUCGCGCUACGCGCACUAAACGUCUCCCUCUCCAUGAUCCCGGACACAACCUCCUCCCCCACAAUCGGGCUAAUGCGACUCCAAUUCUGGCGCGACGCCGUAACCAAGAUUAUCGCCGGCACCCCACCAAAAGAACCCGUCGCCAUCCUGCUUGCAUCCGCCAUUUCCGAGUUACACGAGCGUACAGAGGGCCAGGCACGGAUAAGCAAAGGCUGGCUGAUGCGUCUCAUCAACUCGCGAGAGCAAACUUUGACAAAUGACCCGUAUCCUAAUAUCGCCGCGCUCGAGUCGUACGCUGAGAACACAUACUCGACGCUCAUGUACCUGACUCUGUCUGCCUUGCCUAUGGCCUCGGUGACUGCCGACCAUGUUGCGUCGCAUAUUGGUAAGGCGGUGGGUAUCGCCGCUGUGCUGCGUGGACUGCCGUUUGUUGCUUUCCCCGCGCCGCCGGCUCAGGCACCGCCUGGUGGAGCUGCGGGCUCUGCCGUUGGUGGUGGUGCGAAGCAGGGUGCUGUUAUGUUGCCACUGGAUGUUAUGGCUCAGGCGGGCGUUAAGGAAGAGGAUGUGCUCCGGAAUGGAGCUCAGGCGGAGGGCCUGAGAGAUGCAGUCUUUACUGUUGCGACAAGGGCAAGUGAUCAUUUGAUUACGGCGCAGCAGAUGUUGAGUAAUCUGAGGGCUGGGGAGGAUGUUGGUCAUGAUUUUGAGCACGAGGGUGAGGAGGGUCAUGAAUAUGAUGUUUCCCCUGGUCGAAGCGGCGAGUCUCCUCUCGAGGAGGUGAAUAGGGCAUUUGGCGUCUUCAUGCCGGCGGUUGGCGCACGCUUGUGGUUGGAUCGCUUGCAGAAGCAGGACUUUGAUAUCUUCAGCCCAGCCUUGCUCCGGUCAGAUUGGAGACUUCCGUGGAAGGCCUAUUCGGCUUAUCGUCGGAAGUCUCUUGAUUGA
Messenger RNA from Penicillium bovifimosum, 1173 nucleotides. RefSeq lists its product as uncharacterized. Lineage: Eukaryota; Fungi; Ascomycota; Eurotiomycetes; Eurotiales; Aspergillaceae. The record is from RefSeq and is a predicted model, not a curated record. The transcript has 2 exons. Gene Ontology annotation, biological process: biosynthetic process; mitochondrial respiratory chain complex I assembly. Gene Ontology annotation, cellular component: mitochondrion. Bases 1 to 1173 code for a protein of 390 amino acids.